Molecule: messenger RNA, 2955 nt
Organism: Microdochium trichocladiopsis
Lineage: Eukaryota; Fungi; Ascomycota; Sordariomycetes; Xylariales; Microdochiaceae
Exons: 7
Coding region: 206-2773 (855 amino acids)
Biological process (GO): carbohydrate metabolic process
Molecular function (GO): UDP-glycosyltransferase activity; hexosyltransferase activity
Source: RefSeq, a predicted model, not a curated record
GCUGUCUUCAUUCUCAAACAUUUCUGGAAGCCAUAAAGCUCAAACCUCUCAACUCCGUUGAUUCGCCACCCAUGCGCAUCACCUUUUUUCAUUGUCGAGAUACCCACCAGAACUUGUGAAUCAAUUACCUUGGCAAUUAUCAACCACCAGGAUCGCUUACGCCAACAUCCAUAAUCAUAUUCCGAGGAAGAGUUCCGAAUCAGACAUGAUGUCGAAGCGUGACACAAUACGGAAGGUGGAAGAGGACACGCUGGCCCCGAAUCAUCUCCCAUCCUACGAGACAGCGAUAUACGAGGGACUACACCAACAUAGAGACAGUGUCAGAAAUGAUGGCAGAGUUGACGUGAAACUCGAUUCUCGCCUGGCGAAGACGCUUUCUCAAUUCAUCCCCGACUACACCGACAUACCCCAACUUGCGCAAGCCGCAGCAGCCCAAGGCCCUCCCCCAGAAUACGUCGAGGCAGCAGAACGCUAUGCCGAAUCAAAGACCUUUCCCGUCAAGCUCAAUAUCGUCAUCCAAGUCGUCGGAAGCCGAGGAGACGUCCAGCCUUUCAUUGCCCUUGGUAAUGAGCUCCAAACCUACGGCCACCGCGUCCGCCUAGCUACACACGACGUCUUCGAAGACUUUGUGCACAAGUCCAACCUCGAGUUUUAUCCCAUUGGCGGCGACCCCUCCGAGUUAAUGGCAUACAUGGUCAAGAACCCGGGUCUUAUUCCUAACCUGAAAAGCUUGAAGGGCGGCGACAUUCAGAAAAAGCGCAAAAUGGUAAAAGAGAUGCUUGAAGGAUGUUGGAGGUCAUGCAUCGAGCCCGAUCCGCAAACAGGAAAGCCUUUUGUGGCUGAUGCGAUUAUUGCGAAUCCGCCAAGUUUUGCGCAUGUCCAUUGCGCCCAGGCUUUAGGUGUGCCACUGCACCUCAUGUUUACCAUGCCCUGGAGCAGCACGAGGGCGUUUCCUCAUCCACUGGCCAACCUCAAGUUUGGAGAUGAUGGAGUUGUCGAUCGGAUGACAGCAAAUUUUGUUUCAUACAGCAUUGUUGAGUGGCUAACAUGGCAAGGAUUGGGAGAUGUCAUCAACGACUGGCGGAGAACAAUCGAUCUUGAGGAAGUACCAUUCUCAGAAGGUCCUGUACUUGCGGAGUCUCAGAAGAUUCCCUUCACAUACUGCUGGUCUCCAGCGCUGGUGCCCAAACCAAUUGAUUGGCCCGCAUACAUCGAUGUCUGCGGUUUCUUUUUCCGACAACCCCCCCAGUACACACCAUCGCCUGAGCUGGCAAAUUUCCUCAAGAACGGACCGACUCCCAUUUACAUCGGCUUUGGAAGUAUUGUUAUCGACAACCCAGACGAAAUGACCACGAUCCUCAUCGAAGCCGUUCGAUCCGCUGGGGCCCGCGCUAUCAUAUCCAAGGGAUGGAGCAACCUUGGAGGUGUGGAAUCUGAUGAUGUGUUAUUCAUUGGAGACUGCCCUCACGAGUGGAUAUUUGCCAACGUCGCUGCUGUUUUCCACCACGGUGGUGCCGGAACGACUGCGUGUGGGCUACGGUACGGAAGACCGACAACUAUUGUGCCCUUCUUUGGAGAUCAACCUUUUUGGGGUGACAUGGUUGCGCUCGCAGGUGCGGGACCAAAACCAAUCCCACACAAGCAGCUUAAUGUUCAGAACUUGGCUGAUGCCAUCCGUUUCUGCCUGACUCCGGAAGCUGCUGCCGCAGCUAGAGAAGUAGCAGCCAGGAUGGAAACAGAAAACGGUGUUGCUACGGCAGCCAAGUCAUUCCACGCCAACUUACCCCUUGAAAUCUUACAGUGUGAUAUCCUGCCCGAUCAGCCUGCAGUAUGGCAGUUCAGAAGGGGCAAGGUGCACAUCAAAUUGUCAAAGCAAGCUGCAGGUCUCUUACUUAAUCACCUCAAGAUUGGCCAAAAGAGCAUGUCCCUACACGAAACAAGAACAUACAUCAUAGAGAACCGCCGGUGGGAUCCUGUGACGGGCAUUGUUUCAUCCGCAAUGAGCGCAGGAAUGGGCAUGGCUAGAGGAGCUACGGAUAUUGUCGUCAAACCGAUCCAGGUCUACCACCAACAAUCCAAGAUGAAAUCAGCUGAUAUAGAUGAUGUCAUGAGAAGUAGCACCAGCAGCAAUCUCCAGACGCCAUCCCAGUUACUGAGUCUUGCGCCGGCGCACCCCGAUACCUUCGAACGACGAAAAAGUCCUGGCAGGGGCUGUGGAAGCACAACAGGGGCAGCAAUGAAGGCAUCAGCGUCCGGUCUUGGCACCUUUUUCAAAGCAUAUGGCAAAUCCUAUCUCGAUGUGCCAAUGGCGAUUACAGAAGGACUACGUGCAACACCAAAGCUUUAUGGUGAUAAGGUUGAAGACCGUGCUCCCAUUACGGACUGGAAGUCCGGCGCAAUGGUUGGCGGGAAGAACUUUGUCAUAGGUAUUGGUGAAGGAUUCGCUGAUUUGUUUUACCAACCCUACAAAGGGGGUCGAGAUGGAGGUGCGGCUGGUGCGGCAUUAGGCGCUGGCAAGGGUGUGUUGAACAUGGUUACUAAGACGGCAUCUGGAGCGCUCGGAAUCUUCGCAUACCCGGCCCAGGGAGUUUACCAAAGCAUCAGAACAGCUGUCAAGUCCAAAACUCGGCAUAGCAUCGCCGCUGCCCGACAGGCUGAGGGCGAGUAUCUUGCUUGCAACACUUCAAUCAAUAUUGAAACAGUACUGCAGAGGUUUGAUGAGACUUGCCGCGUCAAUGAGACGGGCAAGAUCUGGGAACGGAACUUUUUUUGAUUUUAGGAGGAAUGAGCCGCACAAAUAUAUACAGCAAACUUCUUGUAAGAUGCGGAUAUUUCUUCAUUAAGCUUGCAGGGUUUUCAUAAAAGGUUGUAACAAUAGACUGCUUCAAAUCCAUGUGUUAUGAAUUUCGAGCUUGCAGCGCUAGAUAUGUUAUCAUUGUUGGCACUAGACCAUGG